This is a messenger RNA of Conger conger (European conger), 2003 nucleotides long. RefSeq names its product chromosome 6 C11orf58 homolog (gene c6h11orf58). The transcript is spliced from 5 exons. The record is from RefSeq and is a predicted model, not a curated record. The coding region runs from base 88 to 612 and encodes 174 amino acids. Lineage: Eukaryota; Metazoa; Chordata; Actinopteri; Anguilliformes; Congridae.
UUUACAAAUCAAGCUCGAUGAACAAACCAACUCCUGCGAAAAAUUAGCCAGGUUGUAGAAGAAAAUAGCACCAACCGUGACAUUAAAAUGAGUUCAGCUGAGGACCGGCAGCAUGGAACAAAAAGACCUGCGUCUCCACAUGAAGAAGGCAGCAGCACCUGGGAGGGUGCAGAUUUGGGCAACGACGAGAGGAAGCAAAAGUUUCUACGACUGAUGGGCGCAGGCAAGAAAGAGCAUACAGGACGCCUCAUCAUCGGCGAUCACAAGUCAACUUCACACUUCCGAACAGGAGCAGAGGAUAAAAAGAUAAACACAGAGCUGGAGCACCAGUAUCAGCAGGGCAUGGAGGACAAGCUCUCCGGCAGGAACAGGAGGCACUGUGGCCUGGGCUUCACUGAGCCUGACCUGCCUGAAGAGAGCAACAGUGCAGAGCAGGUGGAGAAGGAGGCCAGCCCCGAGGCUGCCGCUGCCACGGACGAGCAGGAACCCGCCGGGGAGUCUCCAUCAGAGCCCGGGGAGCCCGAGCUAGGCGCGGACCCGGCCGACUGCGCCGAUAACGGGAAGGAGGAGAAGAGGCACAGCUUCAAGGUGGCGUUCGUCAAGUCCUCCUAAAACACAACCCGGACCUCACAUCCUAACACUCAGCUGUGCGUGUUUGUGUUUUCAGGGCACGGUCUCCACCCCAAACACUGUCGUUUCAUUUACAAUAAAACCUAGUGUUUCGUUUAAUUGUCCAAUAACAAGUAAAAGCUGAUGAACUGUUAAAACAAACAAAAAAAAAUGUUUAGUUUUGUUGCAAUGCUCUUGAGGGCUUGUUCUCAACUAGGGAAAAUGGGGGUGAAUGUGCUUUUAUAUAUGUAUAUGUGUGUGGGGUUUUUUUUACAGCCAAUUUCAGGAAGAACGCUUUGUAAAGGAUUAAUGCGCAUAGCGUUUAUUACACAACAGGCCAAGAAUUAGCAUAAUAGGCAUUUUUCAUUCUCUUUGAAGUUCAGAGAAGAGCAUAACAAAUGUAUAUGAACCAUCAUCUGAGCAUAAGUAAAUGGAACCACAAAAAUCCUCAGCGGACAUUCUACAGUGGAUAUAUAAGAAAUGGGGGGGGAAAAAAAAAUAGCCCCUCGUUUUUGUGUGGAAUCAGCAUAAGAGCGGAUGUGAUUUAUAUUUUUCCCAGCAUUCGCCCACCAGGCACACUGGCACAUAGGGAGCUGCCUCCCCUCUCUCCCCAGCCUGUGAUAUAGAGCCACGGCAGCUUUGACUGGAGCACGGGGAUGUCUGCAUGCUUCCAACAGGUGUUUGUUUUUUGUAGUUUUUAUUUUUUUUUUUAUUCAAAGAUGCUUGAGACUUGAAUGCAUAAUCACUUCCAAUUAAAGUUUAAGAUCCCGCAUGGGAGCUCAGCGGCCCUGCAAUGUGGGGGCCUACUUCUCGCUGAAGGCAACAAAAUUGUGGUUAACGGUCUCAAGGAUUUUUGUUUGUUUUCCUGUGUGAGGCCGCAGUGGUAACUGUGUUAAAGGGGUGUUUUCUAUCAGGGAAAUUUACCCAACAACAGAAGUGUUCUACUUUGGUUGCAUUCUCGGAGAAUAGGGAUCAGUCUUCAUUUUGUGGUCUGGCCACGUGAUCAAUAUAACCUACUCAACAACCUGCCGAACGAUUUGACAUUACACGCAGUACCUUUAAAAGGUCAGUACUUUGUUGAGGCACUGCUGCGGUUUUAUACUGUUGAAUAGAAAAUAUUGCUUUAUCUUAUGAUUUCUGUUGCAUAAACUGAAAACAUUUCUCCAGCCCUUCAGAACCUAAAUGGAGAAAAGGAAUUAAAAAUGCCCUUUUAAAUGAUAAAAACUCUUUGAACUGUAGAAACAUCUCAAGAUUUUUUCUUUUUUUUUUUUCUUUCCUGGAUUACCUUUUUGUAUUGAAAGUUCACCUCUGAGUCUGCCAAAGUUAGAACCUCUUUUCAAAUAAUGGAAUGAAAUGUAGAGGUCAGAGCAAUCAAUAAAAAUGUUCAAAGAGAA